Messenger RNA from Penaeus vannamei (Pacific white shrimp), 653 nucleotides. Lineage: Eukaryota; Metazoa; Arthropoda; Malacostraca; Decapoda; Penaeidae. The record is from RefSeq and is a predicted model, not a curated record.
GCGCCACCGCCUCUCCUCAGCAGCUCGGCAGAAGACGCCCCAACGAUAUGAAAAUUGCUAUCGCGGUGUUCCUCGCCCUGGUGUGUCUCCAAAGUGGAUGUUCGUGGAUGACAGACUUGGACACCAGCAGAGAGCCGCAGCGCCGUCUGUGCGGCUGGAAGCUGGCCAACAAACUGAACAGCGUCUGCAAGGGAGUCUAUAACAAGCCGGGGCCGAUGAGCAAUAGCCUGUACUAUAGGCACAGGCGAGCCAAGACUCGUCCUCGGAUCGGAGACUUCUCGGCCUCUCUUCCUCGGACGACAGACUCCAGGCAGAGUCCUCGAGGCGACGCGGGACUCUGGGACUUAUCCUACCCUCCUAACCCUCCUCCUUCUCCCCCAACCCCCCCAACCACGAGUCCUUCCCCCCUAACCGCCCCAACCCCCAGUUCUUCCCCCCCGCAACCCCGAGCCCCGCCCCCCUCGGCCACGGACGCCUUCGACCAGCUGCUCCUCCACAACGCCCUCUUGUCCUCCGGCGUCCCUUUCCCCUUCCUGACGGAGGCGGAGGCGUCGCAGAUGCUGAAGGAGGCGCCGCGUCGGAAGCGCGGGCUCUCGGCGGAGUGCUGUAGGAAGGCCUGCUCGGUGUCGGAGCUGGUCGACUACUGCUACUGA